Torulaspora delbrueckii is the source of this 2013-nucleotide messenger RNA. It is a transcript of the gene NOC3, whose product is annotated as Noc3p. Gene Ontology annotation, molecular function: chromatin binding. Lineage: Eukaryota; Fungi; Ascomycota; Saccharomycetes; Saccharomycetales; Saccharomycetaceae. The coding region runs from base 1 to 2013 and encodes 670 amino acids. Gene Ontology annotation, cellular component: nucleolus. The transcript has a single exon. Gene Ontology annotation, biological process: DNA replication initiation. The record is from RefSeq and is a predicted model, not a curated record.
AUGGGAAAAGGCAAGAGAAAUCAGAAAGCUAUUCAAGACAGGGCAGCUAAAAGGCGGAAACAGGAAGACGCCCAGCUUUUAAACGGUGGAUUCCAAGAGGCUACAGAGUUACUGGAUGAUGAGGUUCUUAACGUAGACAUAGAUGUUAGACAACGAGGCUCUUCUUGGGAGAAUGAAGAGCAGGAUUAUGAAAUGAGGCCAAGGAAGUUGCAGGAAUACGGCGAGGAUAUGGUUGAAGGUCUACCCAUCAAGAUAAAUGGUAAGAUCGAAAGAAAAAUGCAUAAGAAGCAGUCUAAUACAACCGAAGAAAACGAUAAUGGAGCAAUUGAAGAGGAACUAGAUAGAUCUUCUGAUGCGAGCGGCCAGGCUGUGAGUGCAGAUGAAAAGCAGGAAGAAGAGUUUGACGAAGAGCCAGAUACGGAGGAAAGGAUCAUCGAACUAAAAGAAGAAAUUGCUGAAUUGGUCGAGAAAAUUAUAGAAGAACCUGAAGAAAAUACAGCAGCUCUAACUAGGCUCUGCAAAAUGGCCGAAUCUAAGAACCCUAACACGAGCAAGUUCUCGAUGCUUGCGCUCGUCCCUGUGUUUAAGAGUAUCAUCCCAGGCUACAGAAUUAGGCCGUUAACUGAGCUUGAAAAGAAAGAGAGAGUGUCUAAGGAAGUUACCAGAUUGAGAAAUUUUGAGCAGACCCUUGUGGUGAACUACAGGAAAUAUAUCGAAAAUCUGAAAAAUCUCUCGAGAGUUCCAAACGGCGAGAAACCUAUAAAAGUCUCCUUAGGUGUUCUGGCGACGCAAGCCGCCAAUGAACUGGCUUCCACUGUUGCACACUUCAAUUUCCGUGAUGAAGUGUUCACCAUACUUGUGCGUCGUGUCUGUAAGCCAAACCUCACCGUGGAUCCAGUUUCCACCCAGUCGAUCAAGUCUUUAGAGAUUCUCCUAAAUGAUGAUGAUGAAGGUAACGUAUCACUGAGCAUCAUAAGAAUACUUGCCAAGACCAUCAAAGUUAGAAAAUACAACGUAGACGAGUCGGUCCUGAAUAUGCUUCUAUCGUUGGAAACUUUGCAGGAUUACGACCCCAACACGAAGAGCGAUGAACCACAUGUCAAGGUAAAAGAGAAGAAGAAGGAUAGAGUACAUCUAUCUAAGAAACAAAGAAAAGCUAGGAAGGAAAUGAAGGCCAUUGAAGAAGAAAUGGAAAGAGCUGAGCAAACCGUCUCUGCUGAAGAGAAGGAGAAAAAUCAAGCCGAAAUUUUAAAGACUAUGCUUUCUUUAUACCUGAACAUUCUCAGAAUUGACUCACCAACUUUAGUGGGUUCGGUUCUUGAAGGGUUAGUAAAGUUCGGCGGCAUGGCGAACUUGGAUCUACUAGGGGAUUUUCUAGAAGUUAUGAAGGAAUUGAUUCAGAACACCAUUGAUCAAGAACUGACGUCUGCAAGUGUAAGAAAGCUGCUCUUGUGUAUUGUCAGCGCUUUCUCAUUAGUCUCAUCUCACACUCAAAUGAAAGUGCAUACUGAUCUUUCAGUAUUUGUGGAUGCACUAUACGCUGUGCUAUGCCACGUUUCCUUAGAUGCAGAUCUGGAGCUAUCACACAAAUCCUUACGUUUAGCAGAUCCACUAAAUAACGAGAUAACAAAACCGUCGGUCAACGUUUCCACCAAGGCCGAACUGCUUUUGAAGUCUCUGGAUCAUGUGUUCUUCAGAUCAAGAUCAGGUUCCAAACUGAAAGCUUUGGCGUUCACAAAGAGACUUUAUAUGUGCAUGGGAAAUACUCCCGAAAACACUACUAUAGCUUUACUGAAGUUUUUGCAAAAGCUGGGAAAUAGGUAUCCGGAAAUCGAAGGAUUGUACUCCACAGAUGAUAGAAUCGGCAACGGAGUUUUUGUGAUGGAGGCGGACAAUCCCUCGAGGAGUAAUCCUGAGACGGCCGUCCUGUGGGAAAACAACAUUCUGAGAAACCAUUACUGUCCCACUGUUGUUAAAGGUAUCAACUCGCUAGCUAAUCGUUCAAAAAAUUAA